GUCAUUUCAAUUCAAUGGGAUUUGUUUUGCGAUCGUUCACAUUCGCGUGUAGUGUGUGCUGUGCGGCGAAGUUGAAUAAAUUGUUGCAAAAUGUCUAACAAAAGAAACAAGGAAGUGGUAAACCGCGAGAGUGAGAGUGAGGAAGAACAGGACUCGGGCAGCGAGCGGGACUCGGACUUCGACUCUGAUGGAAACUUCGUCGGCGAUAAGGAGCUGCAGGCAGACUUCGAGGGUCGCAACCCUGAGGAUUGCGACUUCCAUGGCAUCAAGCAACUACUCCGACAACUGUUUCUCAAGUCUAAUGUAGACCUGGGGGCUCUGGCACAGAUCAUCAUUUCACAAAAUUAUGUGGGCAGUGUGGUAAAACAGUGUCUUGAUGAUGGAGUAGACGAAGAUGAUGAUGAGGAUGAUGGAAGUGACGGAGUGUUUGGUGUCACAACGGUCGUCAAUAUCACUAAAAGAAAAGAAGAGCCUUGCAUACAACAGAUCAGAAUGUUGCUCACAACUCUUGCAGAGGAGAAUGCUGAAGCGAAGACAGUAGCUCUUGUCAAACAGAUCUUGUCAAAUGACGCAGCACAUGUUGGACUUGUUAUUAAUGAAAGAAUCCUCAACAUUCCCUCUGCUAUCAGCGUGCCACUGUUCUCAUCAUUACAGUCUGAGCUGGAGAAGGCUACACGAAAGAACAUGCCCUACACAUUCCAGUACCUAGUGUGGAUCAGCAAGACGUACAAUACUGGAGAUGACUCAUCAGAAGUGUUGUUCGCCAACCAAGAGGAGCGACCGCUGGUGGAGGAAGCCCUCGCCAGCUUCGAUGUGGAUGUAACGGAGCAGGCCGACCUGUCGCAGUGGGAUUACGAGGGCGGUGCCAUGACGCCUUGCAGGAAGGUACUAAUCUUCGAGGGCAAGAAAUUCAACACUCUAGUGAGACUUAUGAAAGAAGAGGUAGAAUCCGCAUAAACAUUACGCCGCUUUGCAUCACUCAUCAGUGACAUAUUUAUGCCAUACAUGUACUAUUAUAUUUAUAUUUUUAAUACUACUUCAUAUUAAAUGUAAGCUUUAAGUGUAA
Molecule: messenger RNA, 1066 nt
Organism: Pectinophora gossypiella (pink bollworm)
Lineage: Eukaryota; Metazoa; Arthropoda; Insecta; Lepidoptera; Gelechiidae
Product: protein BCCIP homolog
Exons: 7
Coding region: 91-957 (288 amino acids)
Cellular component (GO): nucleus
Source: RefSeq, a predicted model, not a curated record